AAUUAGGCAAUCAAAGCACUACUUUAAGGUUCGAGGACUAUUUUUACAAAAAAAAACACUUGAUUACAAAAUUAACAAAAAUAUCCUCUGACAUCUUAGAUAUAAUGUUAACAAGGUAACAAGGUGUCAUCCCACUCAGUUUUGUAUACUUCGUAAUAAUCACUCCUGAAGUUUUGUAGCAGUUCAAUUGCCAAACCCUGUACGUACAUAAUCUCAAAUAUCUUUAGUAAAAAUUUAAAUAAAUUCAAGGAAUUCAUAAUUUGAAGAUUUGCGUAACUGUAGGGAUCUCAGUUUGGUCAUUGGUUAACUGACCAAAAAAAAAAAAUAAUAAUAAUAAUUCAAUGAUUAUAUUUUUUUCUAUUUUUGAAUCAAGCUUCCGUGCACGAGGACCAAAAAUCCAUCGUAAGCAGAGCCUGUCACAGGUGCCUCGCGGACCAAUAGGAACUCCCGAAGACCCCCAAGCUGAUCCGUACGACGAUCCGAGCUAUGACUUCCAGUUCAAGACUCGGAACUAUCAACGACGGGAAGGAUCGGAUGCCAAUGGUCGGGUCAAUGGCCAGUACACCUACGUGGAUGAUGUCGGAGAACGGCAUUCGGUGAAGUAUUCCGCUGGAUCGGGUACGGGUUUCGAGGUGGCCAAUCCGGUACCGGAUGCUCCGAAUACGAUUUCCUACGAGAGUCCGCUGUACAAAACUAACAAGCAAGUUCGAGGGAAGGUAUCAUUUGAAAGUGGUCCAUCGGGAUCAGGGCAGUAUAAGCUUCUGUCGGUCGGCCCGGAUCAGCGUCGGUCGGAAACUACGGGUCCCGAUGGAAUUACACGAGGAUCGUACUCCUAUUUGGAUGACAAAGGAAUCCAACGAACGGUGCAGUACAUCGCAGGGGCCGGAAUCGGUUACAAGGUAGUUCAGAGCACUACCGGAACAGGAAGUCAUCUUUUGGCACAACCAGCGACAAACUUUGCCAUAAGCCACGUGGAGCAAACGGAAGUUACGGAUAAUAACAAUCCAUCUUUCGCGUCCGGUCCUUCUGGGUCCGGACCGGAUGAUUUGCCAACAGGAAGUGGAUCAUCUUCAAGGCCUACGGGACCCGGGUAUGACGGUGUUCGACCAACUGGGCCAGGGUUUGAUGGAGCAAGACCAACCGGGAAUAGCUACGAUAGUUCUAGACCAACAUCUAGUGGUUAUGACAGUACUAGGCCUGCAUCUAGUGGGUAUGACAGUAAUAGACCAGCUGCUAGUGGAUACGAUGGUACUAGACCUGCUGCCAGUGGCUACGACAGUUCAAAACCCGACUAUGAUGGAUACGAUAGUGGUAAACCCUCGGGGCCAUCUUUCGAUGAUGAUUUCGACAGAAAACGGCCAACGACUUCUUCAAGUAGAAUUCCUCCUACCACAGAUCGACCAGAACCUACAGAAACCAAAGUUCGCUUCCCGGAUGAUGAUUCCGAUUAUGGUGGGAAGCAACCAGAAGUCGGAAUCAUUGGUCUAGUACCUCCAAAGUAUGAUUACGAGCCCACCGAAGAAUCUCCGCUUUCCGGACCCUUCGAUAUCAGUAUAUCGAGUGGUCCGUCAGGACCUUCUGGAGCUGGAUUCCCAAAUUUCGAUGAGUCCGCUCCAGGUGCCUUCAACUCGAAUGAUUUCAGCAACUUCCCCGAGGUAACCUAUGAUAGGAAAAAACUGGAGGACGAUAGGAAGAAAGAUUGGCGAGAUUUUGCCAAGGAUUCAACCAUAAUCAAGAAUGUUGGUGAUUGGUAUGUGGGACUUGCCCCGGGAGCAUCAGUUAGGGCCCAUAUACAGAACAUAGACCUGCUGCCGUACGGAGGUCGCGCUCCUUCGCCAAGCGAGGCCUUACGUAGAGAUACUCAAACGAAACCGAAACAGCAACGGCGGUAAGAUUCUCAAAAGUACUGGGAUUGUUAAGUUUAAAGUGCUUAGUUAUUUUGAGCAUAAGAAUUGCAGUAACGUGUAAAUAAAGACA
Molecule: messenger RNA, 1977 nt
Organism: Uranotaenia lowii
Lineage: Eukaryota; Metazoa; Arthropoda; Insecta; Diptera; Culicidae
Gene: Cpr73D
Exons: 2
Coding region: 342-1892 (516 amino acids)
Cellular component (GO): chitin-based extracellular matrix
Molecular function (GO): structural constituent of chitin-based larval cuticle
Source: RefSeq, a predicted model, not a curated record